Messenger RNA from Hippocampus comes (tiger tail seahorse), 1473 nucleotides. Its product is annotated as neuronal PAS domain-containing protein 2-like. Gene Ontology annotation, biological process: circadian regulation of gene expression; regulation of transcription by RNA polymerase II. Gene Ontology annotation, cellular component: CLOCK-BMAL transcription complex; cytoplasm; nucleus. Lineage: Eukaryota; Metazoa; Chordata; Actinopteri; Syngnathiformes; Syngnathidae. The transcript has 11 exons. Bases 454 to 1473 code for a protein of 339 amino acids. Gene Ontology annotation, molecular function: RNA polymerase II cis-regulatory region sequence-specific DNA binding; DNA-binding transcription factor activity, RNA polymerase II-specific; protein dimerization activity. The record is from RefSeq and is a predicted model, not a curated record.
AUCAACUUUAUUUAGUCCAGUGGGCGGGCCCCGGCUGUGUCCGCAUACUGGCUGCAGUAAAGCAAAUGUUCAUCCCUGUCUUCAUACGAGCGUUGCCUUCGCGAGCACGCAUUUUGAGUCAUACGUAGACGUUCGAUGCCGGCAGCUGCGUGGACCGGUUUUUAACGGGUCGGAUCCUAAGAGAUCGAAAUCGAUAGAAGAACGCUCACGAGACGUCAGUGGCAGCUCCGGCUCUGGACAACUUCUUCUUUUUCCACCCUCUUUUUUUUUCUUUUUGGAAUGUAGAGCAUCUGUUUUGUGUCGUCGCCUAAACAGCUUCUGCGUGUGUUUCCGUCUGACCUGCAUUUCCCGCUGUCAGAAUUCGGCCUUUGUUUGGCUGCCGGAGUGCAUUCGUUUUGUGUGAAGGUGCGCUCAGAUGAGGUCUGCACGGAUGAGACUAGAGAAAGGGCCUGGAUGGGAAAGAGCGUGAUUAUGGACAACCUUUUGGACUUUGGAGGCCCCUGUCCUUCCAGCCGCAGAGACUGGGAUUCCAGCAGCUGCAUGGAUGAUUUGAUGGAUGAAGAUGAGAAAGACAGGGCAAAAAGGGCAUCCCGAAACAAAUCAGAAAAGAAAAGAAGAGACCAGUUCAAUGUGCUCAUCAAGGAGCUAUGCACCAUGCUGCAAGGCCAAGGCCAUCCUCGCAAGAUGGACAAGUCCACCAUACUACAAAGAACCAUCGACUUCUUACAGAAACAAAAAGACAUCAGUGCUCAGAAUGAAACGUGUGACGUGAGACAAGACUGGAAGCCUUCAUUCCUCAGCAACGAGGAGUUCACCCAGCUCAUGCUCGAGGCACUGGAUGGUUUCUUGAUAGCAUUAACUACAGAUGGAAACAUCAUAUACGUGUCGGAUAGUGUGUCUUCACUUAUUGGACACUUGCCGUCAGAUAUGGUGGACCAAAAUAUCUUAAAUUUCCUCCCGGAGCUAGAACACGGAGAGGUGUAUAAGCUGCUAUCAUCUCACAUGCUGAUGACUGACCCCAUUGCUGCUGACUUCCUGACCAGUGAGGCACAUGUGGAAUUUUGCUGUCACCUUGCCCGAGGGAACAUCGAUCCAAAAGAGCCGCCUGUGUACGAGUAUGUCAAGUUUGUCGGAGAUUUCAAGUUUCAUAACAAUGUGCCUACGUCCUCUUGUAAUGAGGUUGAAUUGACGUUACCAAGAAGCCUGCAGACGUCGCUGGAGGAGCAGGUCUGCCUCAUUGCCACUGUGCGAUUAGUCACGCCGCAGUUUCUCAAGGAUUUGUGCAAUGUGGAUGAUCCUUGCGAUGAAUUCACGUCCAGACACAGCCUCGAAUGGAAGUUUCUGUUUUUAGAUCACAGAGCUUCUCCAAUCAUCGGAUAUUUACCCUUUGAAGUUCUUGGAACAUCUGGCUAUGAUUACUAUCAUGUGGACGACUUGGAGCUUAUAGCUCAAUGUCAUAAGCAACGUGAGUAA